Eurytemora carolleeae is the source of this 2825-nucleotide messenger RNA. RefSeq names its product zinc finger and SCAN domain-containing protein 31. Gene Ontology annotation, cellular component: nucleus. Bases 35 to 1828 code for a protein of 597 amino acids. Gene Ontology annotation, biological process: regulation of transcription by RNA polymerase II. The record is from RefSeq and is a predicted model, not a curated record. Gene Ontology annotation, molecular function: DNA-binding transcription factor activity, RNA polymerase II-specific; RNA polymerase II transcription regulatory region sequence-specific DNA binding. NCBI's taxonomy places the organism in Eukaryota, Metazoa, Arthropoda, Copepoda, Calanoida, Temoridae. The transcript is spliced from 5 exons.
AAUAAGUGUACACUUAAUAUUAAAUUUCAGAAAAAUGAAAUUUACGAGAACCUAUCCUUUACAUUUUCAAGUAGAGAAUAAUCUGGUUUUUUAUUGUAAUGAUGGAGUGUAUACUGGUUCUGCUGCCCUACUUAUUGCUGCUAGCACCUACCUGAGAAACCUCUUAACAGUAACCAAACAUACUCAAACAGGGAUAAACAGUGUACUGGAUCCGGAUAUAGAAAUCAGUUUGCCGGACUCUACUGUAGCACAGAUGGAACUUCUGAGUUCUCUUCUAUCAACGGGAAGUAUCCCUGCCAGCAUUAUUAUUCUUACCAUAGAAAAGGCAAAGAAACUAAAAAAGCUAUUUAAACUUCUCAGAAUUGACCAGUUGUCCUCAAAAGAUCUUCAGAUUAUUGAAGUUGAAGAAGUCCAAGCUGAAAUUGAAACGGCUCCAACUAAAUCUGAAGAAAAAAUGACAUUCUCUAAUUCACUUCCAGAACAUCCUUUAAAUCAUGCUUCUUCUUUUCAGUCAAGGUUAAAAGAUCAACAUGUUGUAUCCGAAUCUGAAGAUCAACCUGAAGAUCAAGGCUCUCUUUCUCAAAACAAGCUAUUUAUUAUGACAGAAUAUGUUCCUGAAGACAAGGUUCAACCCAAAGAUCAAAGUAAAGAUCAAUUUGAAGACCAAGAAUUUCUACGUCAAUACCAAGAACAUGUGAUGAAUGUUGAAGAAUGUGUUCUUGAAGACGAAAAUCAACCUGAAAAUCAACCUGAAAAGCAACCUAAAGCUGAACCUGAAGAUCAAGGAUGUCUACCUCAAAACCAUCAAUAUGAAAUAAAGAUUUUAGAAUCUUUUUCUGAACAUGAACAACUUAUAUCUGAAGAUCAAGAAUCUUGGUCUCAAAAUCAGCAAUUCAAUAUGAAGUUUGAAGAAUUUGUACCUGAAGCCGAAGAUCAACCUGAAAAAAAACAACCUAAAGAUCAUCUCGAAGAUAAGGAAUCUCUACCUCAAAAUAAGAAACUCAAUUUGAAGGUUCAAGAAUCUCUUCCUCGAAACCAUCAUGUGAUGAAGGUUGAAGAAUUAGCUCCUGAUGACGAUCAUCAAUCUGAAGAUUUGCCUGAAAAUCAAGAAUCUCUACCUCAUAACAAGCACUUCAUUAUGAAAUUUGAAGAAUCUCUUCCUAAAGAUGAACAAACCUCUGAUGUUCAAGAGUUUGCUCUUGGAGAUAAACAAUCCACAUCUGUUGAUUCAAAAAUGCCGACUGAAAACUUAUCUAUGAUAUUUGAAUCACAGCAAGAUGAUAAGAUAUUUCCAAGAUAUAGAAAUAAAAAACGGAAACGAAUGCAUAAGAAAGAUGUUGGCUAUUGUCCAGAUUGCUCGAAACAAUUUUCUUCAAUGCCUGCAUUAAAAUAUCAUUUAUUACAGCACAAUAACCCGAAGAAGUUUUUGUGCAAACUCUGUGAUCGUUUUCUUCCAUUACCCAAGCAAACACUUCAUAGUAAGCUGCAUGCAAAAGUUGGGAAUAAAUUUAAAUGUAAGAUUUGUGAUAAAGUUUUAGUUAAUGAAGGAUCACUGGCUAACCACAGUAAAAUUCAUGAAGGGUUUAAUUACCGCUGUAAAUACUGUCCUAGAAGCUUCUUCCAGAAGAGUAAUCUGAAUGUUCAUAUUGAGAAAAUGCAUAAGUUUAAAUCUAAGAUUUGUGAUAAAGUUUUAGUUAACAAAGGAUCACUAAUUAAUCCUAACGAUCUGAAAUACCGCUGCAGAUCGUGUCCUAAAAGCUUCAACCAAGAGAAAAAUCUGAAUGUUCAUGUUGAGAAAAUGCACAGUUCUUGGUCUCUUAAGCCCUAGUUUUUCUCUUAACGGCGGCCAGCUCCCCGUCUCAAAGUUUUAUAAAAGAUCCCCUUUAUCAGUAAUAUUAGAUUUAUAGUCAAAAGAACUUCUGUGUAUACCAUUUUUCCGAAUGUAUAAUAUAUUCAAAAAAUGUAGCUUAUGGUAAAAAAUUGUAUUGUUAAAAAGAUAUCCUGUAAAAGUUUGUUAUUCUACUACUUAUGUUUUUUUGCUCAAGCAAGUGGAUCUCAAGGCCAGCCUAAUGUCAAUGCCUCAUCCUCUAAUGAUUGCAAACGCCCAUUUUCAAACAGAGAAGAUUCAGUUGAUGAUCUUAACAAUGACAACGAACCAACCAGUUGUACCAUGUGUUCAAAGACAUUUUCUUCCAAAAGUGAUCUGAAAUAUCAUUUGGGACAGCACGAGAACAAGAACAAAUUCUACUGCAAUCAAUGUCAAAGAUAUUUUCCGUUGGCAGAUCACAAAUUUCAUGGUUUUUUUCUUUGCUCUGACUGUAAACGCAUAUUUAAGAGUGAACUAUCUCUGACGCACCACCAACAAGAUCAACACUCAAAUAUCUAAAUAUAAAUUAAAUAUUAAAUUAAAUUGUUUUUAAGUUUUAUUGUUGGAAGAUUGCAUUAAAGUAAACUUUCCCUGAUGACAAAUAAAAAAAAUAUUUUCAAUAUAAUCAUAUUCUAAACCGAAGUCACAAGUGAUCUCAAGAGGCAAUAUUUCUUUAUUGUUUUAUCAAAUCUAAUCUUUAAGUAUUCUUAUAAAAUGUUUAGUGAUGUAGUUAAAGAGAUCUGUAAUAUGUUUGUAAUUUGAAAAACGCACAUAAAAUUAUCCUUUCUAAUAUGUUUUAACCUUUCUUCUUAAUACUUCUGCAGAACUUCUAUAAAUAAAUAAUCUUUAAUAAAAUCUAAAUUAUAAAAAGUUUUAUCUUUCAAUUAUAAAACUAGAUUAUAAAAAUAUGUCGGAUGCAGUUUUUUAAGAAUGUAAAUAACAUUUUCCUUAUUUCAGA